Messenger RNA from Ictalurus furcatus (blue catfish), 4588 nucleotides. RefSeq names its product septin-8-A-like. Bases 695 to 2104 code for a protein of 469 amino acids. NCBI's taxonomy places the organism in Eukaryota, Metazoa, Chordata, Actinopteri, Siluriformes, Ictaluridae. The record is from RefSeq and is a predicted model, not a curated record. Gene Ontology annotation, molecular function: GTPase activity; GTP binding; molecular adaptor activity. Gene Ontology annotation, cellular component: septin ring; cell division site; microtubule cytoskeleton. Gene Ontology annotation, biological process: cytoskeleton-dependent cytokinesis. The transcript is spliced from 10 exons.
UUCUACAUUAUUCACUGUACGUCAUAAUUCUGUAUUUGCUGUAUCAUGUAUGUAUAUAGGGUACAGGGUUGCCAGAUCCUGCAGCGUUUUUCAAUAACCGUCAUGACAUUUAACAAAAAGUGGAACUUUGAUUGAUGAGCGUUUUCACAAAGCAAGAGUAGGGACACUGUGUUUCAUGAAGGGAGGGAUCUAUAAAGAGGCCUUUAUGUCCCUUGUGUGUUUGUGUAUGUGUGAGUGUUUUGAGAGCAGUGUGCCAGUGUGUGGAACGGCCUGCUGUGUGAAACACUUUUCUUGUGUUUGGACAGAAGCUGGCACUCUGAAUGUGUCAGCGGGCUGCUUGGUGCUGGGGAUAGUCUCGUCUCUGCCAUGAGCCUCGCAUCUCCAUUCAGCCCUGUUUCACAUCUAAAUGCUUCCUUUAUUGCUGGACUGCACACCAUACAUGAAGAAAAAAGUUUACAGCUUCUUUCGUUUCUGGCUUUUCAAAAAUAAACAAUGUAUCGCCAUUUUAUGGUUUAUUUACAAAACAUCUAUUUGGUGCUUUAUUUAUUUGUUUGUUUGUUUGUUUGUUUGUUUGUUUAUUCGUGCUUUAUAUUUAUUUAUUAGUUUGCUGUUUGGUGGUUUACUGUUUAUUUGUUGGUUUAUAUUCAUUGAUUUGUUUGUUUGAUUAUUAUUUUUUAUUUGUUUGUUUAUAGGCAUGUAUUCGUUUCUUUGGUGCUUCAGUAUUUGUUUUUACAUAUAUUUAUUUGUUUGUAUGGUUCUUGUUUGUUUUGUGGUUUAUCACUUUUUUUGUUGGUUUAUUUGCAAGUAUUUAUUUGUUUGUGCCGUGGGAUGGAGACGAAGGCAGAUGCAAGUGCAGAUCAUUUAUUGUACUGAAGAAAAGAGGACUCUGACUCUUGGCGGCCAUGUUGGUUUUGACAGCCUCCCGGAUCAGCUGGUUAGCAAAUCAGUGUCUCAAGGCUUCUGCUUCAACAUCCUCUGCGUGGGUGAAACUGGGAUUGGAAAAUCAACAUUAAUGAACACUCUAUUUAACACGAUUUUUGAAAACGAGGAGGCCAGUCACUAUCAAAGUGGGGUGUAUUUACGACCCAGGUCAUAUGAGAUGAAGGAGAGCAAUGUGGACCUCAAUCUGACGAUCGUCGACACCGUGGGGUUCGGUGACCAGGUCAAUAAGGAAGAGAGCUAUAAACCUAUCACAGACUACAUUGAUGCCCAGUUUGAGAAUUUCCUCCAAGAGGAGCUGAAGAUCAAACGCUCACUCUUUAACUACCACGACACGAGGAUCCACGCCUGCCUGUACUUCAUCUCCCCUACAGGACACUCGCUCAGAUCCCUCGAUCUGGUCACCAUGAAGAUGCUGGACAGUAAGGUGAACAUCAUUCCCAUUAUCGCUAAAGCAGACACAAUCUCCAAAUCCGAUCUCCAUAAAUUCAAGAUUAAGAUCAUGAGCGAGCUUGUCAGCAACGGCGUUCAGAUUUACCAGUUCCCCACAGACGAUGAAGCUGUUGCAGAAAUCAACUCCUCCAUGAACGCUCAUCUGCCUUUUGCUGUGGUGGGAAGUGGAGAGGAGGUUAAAGUGGGAAACAAACUGGUGAGAGCCAGACAGUACCCAUGGGGAGCGGUACAGGUGGAGAAUGAGAGCCACUGUGAUUUUGUAAAGCUGAGGGAGAUGCUGAUCCGGGUGAACAUGGAGGACCUACGGGAGCAGACACAUGCACGUCACUACGAGCUGUACCGCCGCUGUAAACUGGAGGAGAUGGGCUUCAAAGACCCCGACACUGACAUGCAGCCAUUCAGUCUGCAGGAAACGUACGUGGCUAAGAGGAGAGAGUUUGUCGCAGAGCUGCAGCGCAUGGAGGAGGACAUGCGGCAGAUGUUCGUCGUCAAAGUAAAGGAGACGGAGGCUGAGCUGAAGGAAAGAGAGCGAGAGCUGCAUGAGCGUUUCGAGCGUGUCAAGCGUAUGCACCAGGAGGAGAAGAAGACUUUGGAGGAGAAGCGCAGAGAGCUAGAGGAGGAGAUGAACUCCUUUAACAGGAGGAAGAUGGCGGCUGAAACACUGCAGGCUCUCUCACUGCAGAGCUCCAAAGACAAGAAAAGCCUCUCUUGAAGGUAAAAUCCUCUGCCCCGAAAACCUACUGACUCUUACAAAGCUCUGAAACUGGAGACUCCUUCUAUGAAUGUUAAGUAAACUUCUCCUUUACAGAAAGCUUCACCACAGCCAUGAUUAUAUGCUUUCUUAAGUAACAAGUCUGUUUAUUUUUAGUCUUAGCUCAAGUGGAACGUUCACCAUACAAGUCCCGGUGAAUGAGCUGUUACUAUAGAGUAUAUAUAGAAUAUAUAGAAUCUAUAUCCGUACCGGUAUAUUUCAUUGUUCUCCAUGUAAAAUUCCACUUCCUAGUUGGAAACGGUUACUACAGUAGUGUUAGUGACAUCAUCAACAGACAUGGUACGUGAUACUUUUCAGGAAUAUGUAACUGUUGUCAGAUGCUCGUCGGAUGAAAAUGAAAAGGAAGAAGGGAUGCCAAUUUUACCGGAAGCACCUUUAACAGGAUUGGUUAAAUCAUUGUGAGCUAUAAAAUCUAACCAGCUAAACGAUGUCCUCUAAAGUGAGUGUGGCAUCUUCAGGAUCUAUUUCCUCUAGUGGUGCAAAAAUAAACAAAACAUUUGGCCAUAUUGAGUCCAAAAUGUCAGUUGCUCGAUAUUAAUUUCUUGUUUAUAGAACUGUUGUAUAACUCCAGUGUUGCACUUGUGGUCGUGCUGUUAAACUGAAAACAUUGUGCCUACAGUUGUAUCACAGCCGUGCCGAUAUUCAGUACAACCUCAGUCUUGCUUGUGCAGUACUGCUUAAAGAAUCAACACCUUCUGUCCAAUUAGAUUUGCGAAUAGAACAGCGCUGUGGUAUAAAUAUGUUUAGGAUUACAGUAGUUUAUACUGUGUCAUUUAUAUGGAGUUUCUCAUUAGCGUGUUUCUGAUGUAGCGCCCUCUGCUGGACAUCCCCCCCCAAUUACUUUCAACUCAACAUGUUAGUGCUGCUACACCAGCCUGCUGCUGCAGUGUGUAGCCUCGUCCUGUUCUCUCAUUCACUUGCUCUUUUUUUCUGUUACAGUUGAGUUCUUCUAAAUCUGAGUUGAAGGAAUCAGUAUUUUCACAUUUUUAUCAGGACAACGUGUAAUGGAGCAACGCCUCUUCUCCUGUUAUGAUACACUGUACCUGCUCACAGCACACACGUAAAUCCAGCCUUAACUAACUUUUACAUGAUUAAUACUUCACCUGACUGACACUGUACAUGUAAUACUGUAGCUCUACAUACACACACACACACACACACACACACACACACACACACACACACAUACACACACACACACGAACAGUGUUGAACUCUUUCUGUUCAUUACUAUUAUAUACUGUACAUAAUUACACAACAGAACACAUCACACAACCAGAACCUUACUUCACUGUAUAAUUCAUAUUUCCUUCUUUCUUUCUUUCUUUCUUUCUUUCUUUCUUUGUUUCUUUAUUUCCUUUAAUUUUCUUUCUUUCUUUAUUUUUCUUUCUCUUUCCUUUAAUUUUCUUUCUUUCUUACUUUCUUUCUUUCUUUCUGUUUCUCUCUGUCUUUUUUCUUUGUUUGUUUGUUUUGUUUUUUCUCUCUCUUAUAUUUUUCUUUCUUUCUUUCUUUCUCUUUCCUUUAAUUUUCUUUCUUUUGUUCUUUAUUUUUCCUUUAAUUUUCUUUAUUUCCUUUAAAUUCCUUUCUUUCUUUCUUUCUUUCUUUUAUUUUUCUUUAUUUCUUUUUUCUCUCUCUUUCCUUUAACUUACCAUCUUUCUUUCUAUCUGUUUUUUCUUUUUCUCUCUUUUUCUUUUUCUUUCUUUCUUUCUUUCUGUUUUUUCUUUUUGGUUCUGUCUUUUUUGCUCUCUUUUCUUUUUCUUUUUUAUUUCUCUUUCUUUUAACUUUCUUUCUUUCUUUCUAUCUAUCUGUUUUUUUCCGUUUUCCUCUCAAUCUUUUUUAAUCUAUUUUCUUUUUCUUUCUUUCUUUCUUUCUUUUUCUUUCUAUCUGUUAUUUCUUUUUGCUUCUUGCUGUCUUUGUUCUCUCUUAUUUUUCUUUCUUUCUUUCUUUCUUUUAGUUUUUUCUUUCUGUUUCUCUCUGUCUUUUUCUCUGUUUUCUUUUUCUUUUUUAUUUCUCUUUCCUUUAACUUUCUUUCUAGCUGUUUUUUUUUCUUUUUUCCUCUCUGUCUUUUUCUCUUUUCUUUUUCUUUCUUUCUUUCUUUCGGUUUUUUUCUUUGUUUUUCUCUGUCUUUUUUCUCUCUUUUCUUUUCUUUCUUUCUUUCUUUCUUCCUUUUUGUUCUUUUCUUUCUGUUUCUCUCUGUUUUUUCUCUCUCUUUUAUUUUCUUUACUUCUCUUUCCUUGAACUUUCUUUUUUUCUUUCUAUCUGUUUUCUUUCUUUUUCUUUCUCUGUCUUUUUCUCCCUUUUCUUUUUCUUUCUUUAUUUCUGUUUUUUCUUUCUGUUUCUCUUUAUCUGUUUCUCUUUUAUUUCUCUUUCUUUUUUCUUUCUUUCUCCUAGUGACUGCAUAAAGCUGCAUGUAACCUGAGCAGA